AUGAAUGUGACCCAAAAUGCCUCAAUAUGGAAGACACUGGCCACAAGACUGAACCGAGAUCCUGGUACACCUGUACUGGACCCGACCAUAGCGUUCUGGCAGGAUCCUCCGCACCACUUUGCUCAGCGAGCCUCACCAAGCUUGCCCAAAGAAGCUGAAAUUGUCAUCAUUGGCUCUGGAAUUGCCGGGAUAAGCACAGCUUUGCAUCUUCUCAGGCGGGACAGUUCGUUGAACAUUGUCAUGCUCGAGGCCAGGAAUGCUAUAUCGGGCGCAACUGGACGGAAUGGUGGGCAUAUCAAAGCGGUCCCAUGGGCAGAUUACUAUGCACUCAAGGAGGCUUUCGGCAAGGAGAGUGCAAUGAAGGUUACCAAGUUCCGUCUGGCGCAUCUCGAUGCAAUGGUCGCCGAAGCAGCGGCAUUGGGUGAAGCUGGAAAAGCUGGCCUGGUGCGUCGCCUCGAAGGCGUUAGUGCUGUAUACGACAAGGAAGCUUGGGACUUUGCAAAGGUCAAACUAGACGCGUUCCUCGAAGACUUUCCCGAAGAACGAGACAAAUGGACCAUAUGCGAGGAUGAAAGCGAGUUGAAGGGACUCGGUCUUGUCAACGCCUACGGUUGCAUCAAAGGCCGCUCGGGGGCCGCUUGGCCGUACAGAUUUCUGGGUUGCAUUUUGUCGCAGAUGCUAGAUCACGGGCAAUUAAUCCUGGAAACACAUACCGCCGCAGAGGAGGUCCAGAGAAAUCAGGCUUCAUGUCAUCCGUAUGUGGUGCAGACAUCAAGAGGCGUAGUAUCAGCAAAGCAUGUCAUCCAUUGCACCAACGCGCAUGCAGCUCAUCUUCUACCGGCAUUGAAGGGGAAAUUGUGGCCACUGAGAGGGCAAAUGACUGUGCAAUCGGUGCCGCCAGAGUUCCCUCGGACAGGCGCGACGAGAUCGUACAGUGCAAUAUGGGCAACAGGCUUCGACUACAUCACACAAUCGCCCGCUGAAGAUGGCUCGCUGUACCUUGGAGGCGGAUUCUUCAGGGCGGUCCCGAAAAAGAUGAAGACCUGGGAAAUACAGACGACGGCACUUUGA
Messenger RNA from Exophiala xenobiotica, 1071 nucleotides. RefSeq lists its product as uncharacterized. Lineage: Eukaryota; Fungi; Ascomycota; Eurotiomycetes; Chaetothyriales; Herpotrichiellaceae. Gene Ontology annotation, molecular function: oxidoreductase activity. Gene Ontology annotation, cellular component: cytoplasm. The transcript has 2 exons. Bases 1 to 1071 code for a protein of 356 amino acids. The record is from RefSeq and is a predicted model, not a curated record.